Molecule: messenger RNA, 509 nt
Organism: Zerene cesonia (dogface butterfly)
Lineage: Eukaryota; Metazoa; Arthropoda; Insecta; Lepidoptera; Pieridae
Product: U6 snRNA-associated Sm-like protein LSm4
Exons: 2
Biological process (GO): spliceosomal snRNP assembly; P-body assembly; mRNA splicing, via spliceosome
Cellular component (GO): U6 snRNP; spliceosomal tri-snRNP complex; P-body
Molecular function (GO): U6 snRNA binding
Source: RefSeq, a predicted model, not a curated record
CCGUCAUGACAAAUGACAACAAAUAACAACACAAAAUUCAAUAUAACCUCAAAAGCGAAAAUUGACAGAAAAAGUCCAAAACAAGGACCGCUCUUAUUCAGAAUUAAUUAAACUCUGCAAAUAUGUUACCCCUAUCAUUGCUACGUACAGCGCAGAACCAUCCGAUGCUGGUCGAAUUGAAAAAUGGCGAAACCUACAACGGACAUUUAGUCAGUUGUGAUAAUUGGAUGAAUAUUAAUUUGAGAGAAGUUAUUUGCACAUCAAGAGACGGUGAUAAGUUCUGGAGGAUGCCAGAAUGCUACAUUCGCGGGAGCACAAUCAAGUACCUCCGUAUACCAGAUGAGGUCAUUGACAUGGUCAAAGAAGAGACCCAAGUGAAAGCAAGGAGUCGUAAUGAAGUGUCCAAAGGCCGUGGGGGGCAAAACCUGAGAACAGGAAGAGGGGGCAGUCGUGGGGCAUUCGGAAACCGGGGCAGGCCUGCCCCAUUGCGCGGCGGGGGCACGGGACGG